This is a messenger RNA of Clunio marinus, 576 nucleotides long. Lineage: Eukaryota; Metazoa; Arthropoda; Insecta; Diptera; Chironomidae. The record is from the annotation of a GenBank genome assembly.
AUGGUAGAAAUUCAAAUUCAAUUGAUCAUGAACAAAACAUGUUCAAUGAAUAUCGUCGCUUGCUUCUUGUUUUUGUUAUCGAUUGAGCUGCACAACACUUCAAGCUUACAAGAAAGACUAUUUAAAUUCCGUCGCAAGUUUAUGAGUGGAAAAAGUUGUAAAACUCUUACCUGUUUGCUGAAAACGGCAACAUCUUCGCUGAAGGAAUCUGAUGAGCAUACGUCGCCACCGGCAACGCCUGGCUCGCGGGGUGUACAUGUCGCGAGUUCACAUUUCUCGAAUAUUAAUGCCAAUAGUGGAAAGAGUGGAUGUCUGCAAUUAAAUGAAAAAGAAUUCCAUGAUAAAAAAGGAACAACGACAAGUGAGUCAUUAAAAUGUUUCUCAAAGUGCAAAACACUUCAUGAAAUCGUGUUGGUGAGGCUGCAGAACCAGUUAAGUAUAUCAGCUGAGUAUACACACGUGGAAUGGAAACAUUUUUUGACUUAUCACUGUGAUCAUCUCGACCUCAAGAUCAUAUCAAAGUUAUCAAUAAGAUCAUUGCAAAACUUCUUAGCAAGCUUGCAUGCUGCUACUUAG